UUCUCCUGUCAAAUAUUUGAUUUUGAUAGCUUUUGAAUUGUAAUAUUUCUAUAACUACUACUUAAAAAUAAAUUGUAUAAAAUGUGAUAUGGUAUCAACGUUCUAAACAAUUAUGGUAUAUAUUUUUAUGAACGUUGGAACGAUUAUGUAAUAUUUUAUCAAAGAUGGAAUCUGAUAGAAUAUUAGUAGCUGCAGGACUUACAGCAGCUGCAGUAGUAGGAGCAUUUGUCUUUUGGGGCCCUUCUCCCACUUCUGGUGGCGGUCGAGGUAGACUAGCUGGCUUGGUAAAUCUUGGCAAGACUUGUUUUUUGAAUGCCAUACUUCAUGCUUUAGCUGCUUGCCCCAGUUUCAUUACUUGGCUAGAAAAGGAUAAAUAUGUAAAAGAAACUAGUCUUCGUAGUACAUUAGCAACAGUAAUUUCAGUGGUAAAUGGUACAAAUAAAGCUGUACAAGAAACAUAUGCACCUGCUGCAGUUAUUAAUGCACUGAAAAGAUUGGGAUGGGUUAUCCCUGCAGGUGAGCAGGAUGCCCAUGAAUUACUUAAUGUAAUUUUGACUACAUUAGAUGAAGAAACACAGAAGAUUGGAAGAAAGGCUGGUUGUUUAUCUGACGCACUAGGCAUGAAUGACUUACAAAUUGAAGAUAAUCAUGAAGAACCUAGAGAUUUUGAUUCAUUGGGUAGUGUCAUGUCUCUAAAUGAAUUGUGUAGACCAAUGAGUGCAGGUUGGCGUGGAGGUGCUAUUAGACGAAAUAGGUGGAUAUCUAGAUCUUGUAGAGCUCUACAAAUGACAGGGCCUCCUCAGCAACCUCUCAGUCAUCCUUUUGCAGGAACACUUACAAGUCAGUUAAGGUGCACUGUGUGUGGAUUUAAGUCUGCGGUUAGAUAUGAUAAAUUUGAAAGUUUAUCAUUAGCAUUGCCAAGCAGUGCUGGAGAUCUCGGUUGGGGCCGUCAUAAGUUGCAUCAGCUGCUGAAUAAUUUUGUUACUCCAGAGGUUGUAAAUGAUGUACAUUGUGAUGGAUGUAAUAGGGGUAGGGAUCCUGCCAGGCCAGCAAUUUUGUCAAAACAAGUCAAGAUUCUCAAUUUUGGUAAGUUACCAAUAUGUCUAUGUCUUCAUAUAUCAAGAAAUACAUGGCAGAGUAGUGGAGUAUCUAAGAGACAAGAUUAUGUACAGUUUCCAAUGAGGCUUUCCAUGUCGGCGUAUACUUUUAUUCAAAUUCAUUAUAAGCGAAAAUUUGAUAAUUCUACAUAUACAAGCACAAGUGAAGGAGGGAGUCCCCUAUCUAGUAGCACCCCGAUAUGCUGGACUGGAUCUUCUCUAAGUGAUAUGGCCAACGAAUUUAGAAAUGUGUAUCAGUUGGCCGCCGUUGUUGUACACGCAGGUGAUGCACAUUCAGGACAUUUUAUAACAUACAGAAGGGGUCACCAGAACAGCAGGUGGUACUAUACAUCGGAUGUUGAAAUAAGAGAAGUAUCUGUUGAUGAAGUACUGCAGAGUACAGCUUACAUGCUUUUUUAUGAAAAAUCCUCUACAAUGGGCAGCGUGUUUUAACUUAAACCAAAAAUCAUGUGAUGUUUAGCAUUUUUAGAAUAUUAAUAUGGUAUAGGGAUGCCGAAAGUUGUAUCUUCAAAACUUCAAAUCAUUCUUCAAAAACUGGUUUAUUUAUUUGGAACGUUUUAGCAUUGCCUUCUACCAUAAGAUAGUUUUGCAUUUAAUAUUUAUGUUCUUACGAUUUAAUUUUUAUAUGUUGAUGUUGAUGAUAAGACUUACU
This is a messenger RNA of Diabrotica balteata, 1770 nucleotides long. NCBI's taxonomy places the organism in Eukaryota, Metazoa, Arthropoda, Insecta, Coleoptera, Chrysomelidae. The record is from the annotation of a GenBank genome assembly.